AUGCAACAAGCAAUAGGGGGCAUGCAGAAUUGGUUUCCUCAAUCUGGCAUUGGCCAAGGUGGACCAUGCAUGGGAUCCCUCGGCGGUCCUAUCCUGCCACACCUCCUCCCACCCCAGCAGCCUAAUUUCUUCUCACCUCAACAACCUUCAUACAUCGGUAUACCCGGCACCGUGAAUAUGGGUGGUCAGGGUCUGCUAUAUGGACUUGGGCCGCAGCAGCAGAUGCCGUAUCUGCCACAGGUUAUGCCCGGUGGGCAAUUCAUUCAGCUCCAACCUGGACAGCCAGGGUCUGUUGGUCCACAGGGGCCGCAGGGGUCACCAGGGGCACAAGGACAAACAGGGCCAACAGGACCAGCAGGACCAGCAGGACCGGGAGGCCCAUCGGGACCUCAAGGGAAGCAAGGCGAUCAGGGUCCUAAGGGUUCUCCUGGCGCCGAUGGAAAACAGGGCCUUGCCGGGCUCCCUUGCACUUCAGGGUGUGAGAAACCAGGUUCAGGAACAGAUAGUGGAAAUGAUCAAAACCCAGACCCUGGGGGGAUCGCCAAAGGAAAUAGUGCAACGUUUCAGGAGACUGUGCCUCCUGCGACUGGGAACGGAAUUGCCGAUGGGAAUGGUGCAAAUUUCGAUGAAGAUGUACCCAACACCACUGUCCAAAAUGGAAUUGCCAAUAGCGAGGAGGCAGCACUUCAGGAUUCUAUCCCGGCGGUUGUAGGUACCGGAAUUGCCAGUGGGGAUGAUGCAAAGUAUGAUGACGAUGUGCCUAAGCCUAGUGACCAGGGAGGUAUUGCCAAAGGGGAGGGUGCAAGCCUCGAGGAUACUCUGCCUAAGCCAGUGGUCGAUUGA
Molecule: messenger RNA, 843 nt
Organism: Penicillium waksmanii
Lineage: Eukaryota; Fungi; Ascomycota; Eurotiomycetes; Eurotiales; Aspergillaceae
Gene: aclF
Product: extracellular proline rich protein
Exons: 2
Coding region: 1-843 (280 amino acids)
Source: RefSeq, a predicted model, not a curated record